Messenger RNA from Drosophila mojavensis, 497 nucleotides. RefSeq lists its product as uncharacterized. The coding region runs from base 1 to 486 and encodes 161 amino acids. The transcript is spliced from 3 exons. The record is from RefSeq and is a predicted model, not a curated record. Lineage: Eukaryota; Metazoa; Arthropoda; Insecta; Diptera; Drosophilidae.
AUGCCCUAUGAGAACGACACGAGCAUGCAGAAGUUGCCGCUGGUCGCGAUGCUCUUCGAGCUGUUGCCGCCGCGACUCAGGCGCCGACCCAAGCUGGUGAACAGCCUGACUGAAAUGGGUCUCUGUCGGACGUCGAGUCAGCGGGCGAACUUCGGAUUUCCAUUUGACAAACAGCUUAACCAAAACUACACAGAUCCCAUUCGUAUAUGCAACUACUUCCAUGAUUGUAACAUGUUCGUCAAGGCCGUACUGCCCGAUCUACGGAUGAAACUGUUUAUCCACGAUGUGAAUGAGUUCUUGAUGCCGCACGAUCGUCGCACUUUGAGCAUCGAGUUGGGGGACAAGGAUAUUCAGGGCUUCAGGGUGAUGCUCAACUCCCUCUCAGCCGAGGACAGCGUGCGCAAUGUGCCUGUCGCCUAUCGCCGCUGUCGCUACACCGACGAGAACAAUCUGAAGUACUAUAGUGUGGGUGCAAGGGCAACUUGAGCUGUGCAUAA